CACGCGCGCCUGUCAGCCCCUCCCCCCUCCUCUCCCAUUGAGAGGCGUUGACGCCACCCUUUGCCUCAGCAAAUAAUUUUAUAAAAUUUAAACAGCAGCAGCAGCAGCUUCUCCCGCGAUGGCUUCCUACGAUAUCAUCGCCAACCAGCCCGUGGUGAUAGACAACGGCUCUGGCAUUAUCAAGGCCGGCUUUGCUGGAGACCAAAUCCCCAAAUGUCACUUCCCAAACUACGUGGGACGCCCCAAGCAUGUCCGUGUCAUGGCAGGAGCUCUGGAGGGAGACAUCUUCAUUGGACCUAAAGCUGAGGAGCACCGUGGACUGCUCACCAUCCACUACCCGAUGGAGCACGGCGUGGUCCGCGACUGGAAUGACAUGGAGCGAGUCUGGCAGUACUUGUACAGCAAAGAGCAGCUGCAGACUUUCUCAGAGGAGCAUCCCGUGCUCCUGACGGAGGCCCCGCUGAACCCGCGGAAGAACCGUGAGCGAGCUGCUGAGAUUUUUUUUGAGACUUUCAACGUCCCAGCACUCUUCAUCUCCAUGCAGGCCGUGCUCAGCCUCUAUGCCACUGGACGCACGACAGGUGUGGUAUUGGACUGCGGCGACGGAGUCACCCACUCGGUCCCCAUCUACGCCGGCUUCGCCCUGCCCCACUCCGUGUGUCGCUCGGACGUGGCCGGACGUGACGUCACGCGCUUCCUGCGCCUGCUCCUGCGCAAGGAGGGGCACGACCUGCACACCAGCGCCGAGCUGGAGGUCGUGAGGACCAUCAAGGAGCGUGCCUGUUAUAUGUCCAUCAAUCCCCAAAAAGAUGAAUCUCUGGAGAUGGAGAAAGCUCAGUACACCCUUCCUGACGGGAACGUCAUCGAGAUUGGCCCUUCCAGAUUCCGUGCUCCUGAGCUCCUCCUGCGACCUGACUUGGUUGGGGAGGACUGUGAGGGCCUCCACGAGGUGCUGUGCUACUCCAUCCACAAGUCGGACCUGGACCUCCGUCGCACCCUCUACAAGAACGUGGUGCUCUCGGGGGGGUCCACGCUCUUCAAGGGAUUUGGCGACCGUCUGCUGAGCGAAGUCAAAAAGAUGGCCCCCAAGGACAUGAAGAUCAAAAUCUCCGCUCCACAGGAGAGGCUCUACUCCACCUGGAUUGGGGGGUCUAUCCUGGCGUCUCUGGACACCUUCAAGAGGAUGUGGGUCUCCAAGAAAGAGUAUGAAGAUGAUGGCACCAGGGUGAUCCACCGCAAGACCUUGUGAACCUAGCCUGGCACGGCGACAAUGUUCGGCACUGCUGCGUUUACGUACUGUUCAUGCCACAGCACAACUCAGCUACUCACUCACUCAGCCACUCACUCACUCACUCAGCCACUCACUCACUCAGCCAUUCACUUGCUCAGCCACCCACUCACUCAGCCACU
Molecule: messenger RNA, 1410 nt
Organism: Petromyzon marinus (sea lamprey)
Lineage: Eukaryota; Metazoa; Chordata; Hyperoartia; Petromyzontiformes; Petromyzontidae
Source: RefSeq, a predicted model, not a curated record